AUGGCUCCACCCCAGGAAACAACAGUAAAUCUAGCGACCCCCACACGCAUGCUAAAUGGAAUAGCUAAUUCUUUCUCACUAUCUGAUGGGAAGCUUAGCAUUAAUGGGGUCACACUCCUCUCUGAGGUCCCCAGCAAUGUCACCUUCAGUAGCUUCUCUUCCAUAUGUAAAUCCUCUAAUGCACCCUUCUCUAUUUACCGGCGAGUAAAGUCCAGAGCCCACAAGGGUGGCUUUCUUGGGUUCUCCAAGCCACGGUCCUCCGACCGCCUGAAGAAUUCAUUAGGCAAGUUCAGCAGCAGAGAUUUUCUUAGCAUCUUCAGGUUCAAAACAUGGUGGUCUACCAUGUGGAUUGGCAAGUCUGGCUCAGACUUACUAAAGGAGACCCAAUGGGUCCUCUUCCAAGUCCCUGAGCUCAACUCUUAUGUCCUCCUCCUUCCCUUGUUGGAAGGGAAAUUCAGGUCGGCGAUCGAACCCGGUGUCGAUGACCAUGUCAUCAUCUGUGCUGAAAGUGGAUCUAGCCAAGUGGAAGCUGAUUCUUUCAGUGCUAUAGCCUAUGUUCAUUUUGGUGACAACCCUUUCACCUUAAUGAAGGAGGCUUAUAGUGCUGCAAGGGUCCAUUUGAAUACAUUUAGGCUGUUGGAAGAGAAGUCUCUUCCUCCUCUUGUGGAUAAGUUUGGCUGGUGCACUUGGGAUGCCUUCUACUUGACUGUUGAUCCUCUUGGGGUGUGGCAUGGCAUGAAGGAGUUGGCUGAGGGAGGUGUCCUGCCGAGGUUUCUUAUAAUUGAUGAUGGUUGGCAAAGCAUCAAUCUGGAUGGAGAUGACCCCCAUGAAGACGCAAAGAACCUUGUCCUGGGGGGUGAACAGAUGACUGCAAGGCUAUAUAGAUUUGAAGAGUGUGAGAAGUUUAGGAGGUACAGGGGAGGGUCUCUUUUAGACCCCGAUGCUCGUUGUUUCAAUCCUAGGAAGCAAAAGGAGAUUCUAUUGAAGGCUCGGGAGAUCGAACACACUAGGAAGGCUCGAAGCAAGGCAAUCCAAUCCAGGUCCACUGAUUUAUCAAGCUUCGAUUCCAAAAUGGUGGAGUUGAGAAGAGAAUUGGAUCAAAUGCUGGCUGAAAGAGAAGAUGUUUCAAUCAGUGUUAAUGGAAACUAUUGUACUGGUUCUUCAAACGAGUCCGAAGACAUGGGAAUGAAAGCAUUCAUAAAAGAUUUGAGGACAAAAUUCAGAGGUUUGGAUGAUGUCUAUGUGUGGCAAGCUCUUUGUGGAGCUUGGGGGGGAGUGAGGCCUGGCGCAACACAUCUCGAUUCGAAGGUGAUCCCUGUUAAGCUCUCUCCUGGGCUAGCUGGGACAAUGGACGACCUCGCAGUUGACAAGAUUGUGGAAGGUGGCAUUGGCCUAGCUCAUCCAGACCAAGCAGGGGAUUUCUAUGAUUCCAUGCACUCUUAUCUCGCAAAGACCGGCAUCACCGGGAUCAAAGUGGAUGUCAUCCAUACGCUAGAAUAUGUCUGUGAGGAAUAUGGAGGACGCGUCGAGCUUGCAAAGGCCUACUACAAGGGGCUGACAAAGUCCCUUCAAAAGAAUUUCAAUGGAACAGGGAUCAUUUCUAGUAUGCAGCACUGCAAUGAUUUCUUCUUCCUUGGGACCUGGCAAACAGCAAUUGGGAGAGCAGGUGAUGACUUCUGGUCCGAUGACCCGAAUGGAGAUCCAAUGGGGAUUUACUGGCUGCAAGGUGCCCAUAUGAUCAACUGUGCUUAUAAUAGCUUGUGGAUGGGUCAGAUGGUACAGCCAGAUUGGGACAUGUUCCAAUCUGAUCAUGUGUGCGCCAAGUUCCAUGCGGCCUCGAGGGCCAUCUGCGGAGGGCCGGUCUAUGUUAGUGAUUCGGUUGGUUGUCAUGACUUCGAGCUCUUGAAGAAGCUUGUCUUCCCUGAUGGAUCCAUUCCCAAGUGCAAGCACUUUGCUCUGCCAACAAGAGAUUGCCUGUUUAAGAAUCCUCUUUUCGAUGGGAAAACUGUCCUCAAGAUUUGGAACUUAAACAAGUUUGGAGGUGUUGUCGGAGCUUUCAAUUGCCAAGGAGCAGGAUGGGAUCCAGAGGAACGGCGAGUCCGAGGCUACCCUCAAUCAUACAAGCCAGUUUCAGGCAGUGUUCAUGUGAUGGAUGUCGAAUGGGACCAGAAGAAGGAAGCUAGUAAGAUGGGCAAUGCUGAGGAGCACAUAGUCUAUCUCAACCAGGCUGAGAAGUUACUGCUAAUGACCCCAAACUCAGGAGCCAUCCAAUUCACUCUGCAGCCAUCUUCCUUUGAGAUUUUCAGCAUUGUGCCGAUCACAAAGCUCCGCUCCGAUCUGAAAUUUGCACCAAUUGGGCUAAUGAAUAUGUUUAAUUGUGGAGGGACUAUAACUGAGGUGGAGUAUGGUGAGAGUUGGAAGAAGAUCUUUGUGAGGAUUAAGGUGAAGGGGGUGGGGAAGCUCUUGGUUUAUUCUAGUGAGAAGCCAAAGAGCAGCUUGUUGGAUGGGGUUGAGGUGGGAGUUCAGUGGAGUAGCGAAGGAAAGCUGACAGUGGAUCUUCCUUGGAAAGACGAAGGAGGUGGUGUCUCUGAUGUGUUCUUUGCUUAUUGAUCAAUUGACGGGAGCGUUAUGAGCUUCCAAAUAUCCUCAUCUUCUUCCUCUUUUUUUCUUUCUUCUCCUGUAAUAAGUGAUUGUUUUUCAGUUUUUUUGAGUUGUUUUUUUUUUUUUGUUAUUUGAAUUGUAAAAGAGUGCUCGAAAAUAGUGGUUUUUGAGUUUUGUAAUAUUGAAGUUUAAUUCUCAUAUGAUCA
Molecule: messenger RNA, 2807 nt
Organism: Elaeis guineensis (African oil palm)
Lineage: Eukaryota; Viridiplantae; Streptophyta; Magnoliopsida; Arecales; Arecaceae
Product: stachyose synthase
Source: RefSeq, a predicted model, not a curated record